AUGGAGCCGACCGGUGCUCCGUGGGGAUGUGGCUCCAGCCUCAGCUCCAUAUAUUACAACCUGUGCGACCUUACUAAAGUGUGGGGGGUUGUGGUGGAGGGCGUUGCUGCUGUUGGCGUGGUGACCUCCUUUGUCCUGUUCAUCAUCCUCAUGGCCUGCUUACCGUUUGUGGAAGACAAGAAGAGAAAGGCUACGAUGGCCUUCCAGGCCGGCAUUCUGAUCUUCACUCUGGGACUCUUUGGACUUACGUUCGCUUUCAUCGUGGGCCGGGACUCCACCAGCUGUACUGCACGCAGGUUCCUGUUCGGAGUUCUGUUCUCAGGCUGUCUAGCCUUCCUGGUGAUGCAUGGGUUGUGGAUUGCCCUGCUGCAGCGGAGAGGUCGGGCUCCCAGGGUCUGGAUACUGUGCCUGGGAGCCCUGGGUCUGUGGCUGGUUGAGGUGAUCAUCAACACAGAGUGGCUCAUCAUCACUUUGACUUGGAGGCCACAGGGCAACAACACUGUCCCUGUCCCUGACCUGUGGUGCAGCAUUGCUAACCAGGACUUUGUGAUGAAACACAUCUAUGUAAUGGUUCUGCUUCUAGCUGUGGUGCUGAUGGCUAUACCCUCACUGACACACAAGCAGAAGCAGUGGCGCAGAGAUGGAGCCUACAUCCUGGUCACAGGGCUCCUCACUGUGGCUAUCUGGGUAGCUUGGAUUGUCAUGUACAUCUAUGGGAACAGAGUGGCCGGGAAUCCAACUUGGGAUGAUCCCACUCUGGCUAUAGCUGCGGUGUCAAACGCCUGGGUGUUCCUCUUCCUCUACACUAUCCCAGAACUCUGCUUACUGACUCUGAAAGACCCAGACCAGGAGGAGCCCCAUGAUGGAGAACAUAUCUAUCCCACCAGGAAAUCGGUUUACGACAACAUCCGCAAGGGGAUGGAGACGCCUCAGAACGUGUACCUGGAGAACAAAGCUUUCACAAUCGACGAGCCUACAACAGUGCCCUCAAAGCCAGUGUCUCCAUAUGGGGGGUACUAUGGUCAGAUGCGAAGCUGUGUUUACCAGCCCACUGAACUCGCCAUGAUAGCCAACGGUCUGACAAAGAUGGACCAAGAAGCUGGGAAGUUUCGACCCACAUCCCCCUUCAGGGGUUCAGGAGGCAGCAGCUCCCCGCCUCAUUCACCAAAUUCCUUACCAUCCUAG
This is a messenger RNA of Limanda limanda (common dab), 1185 nucleotides long. Its product is annotated as G-protein coupled receptor family C group 5 member C-like. The transcript is spliced from 3 exons. Lineage: Eukaryota; Metazoa; Chordata; Actinopteri; Pleuronectiformes; Pleuronectidae. Bases 1 to 1185 code for a protein of 394 amino acids. The record is from RefSeq and is a predicted model, not a curated record. Gene Ontology annotation, molecular function: protein kinase activator activity; G protein-coupled receptor activity. Gene Ontology annotation, cellular component: intracellular membrane-bounded organelle; signaling receptor complex; plasma membrane. Gene Ontology annotation, biological process: G protein-coupled receptor signaling pathway.